Nannizzia gypsea CBS 118893 is the source of this 1368-nucleotide messenger RNA. RefSeq names its product 26S protease regulatory subunit 4. NCBI's taxonomy places the organism in Eukaryota, Fungi, Ascomycota, Eurotiomycetes, Onygenales, Arthrodermataceae. Bases 1 to 1368 code for a protein of 455 amino acids. Gene Ontology annotation, molecular function: proteasome-activating activity; ATP binding; ATP hydrolysis activity. The transcript is spliced from 3 exons. The record is from RefSeq and is a predicted model, not a curated record. Gene Ontology annotation, biological process: proteasome-mediated ubiquitin-dependent protein catabolic process. Gene Ontology annotation, cellular component: proteasome regulatory particle, base subcomplex.
AUGGGUGGCCAAGGAGGAGAGGGCAAAGACGAUAAGGAUAAGAAGAAAGAGAAGCCAAAGUACGAACCACCACCACAGCCAACCACCCGCGUCGGACGAAAGAAGCGUAAGCAACAGGGCCCAAAUGCCUCUGCCAAACUACCGUCUAUCUAUCCGACGUCAAGAUGCAAGUUAAAAUACCUCCGCAUGCAGCGUGUGCAUGACCACCUUCUCCUUGAAGAGGAGUACGUGGAGAAUCAAGAGCGUAUCCGCAAGUCCAAGGCCCAGACUUCUUCGACUCACCCAGCGGCGGACGAUAACAACAGUGCUCUGGACCGAAAUGCAGAUGAGAGGGGCCGGGUGGAUGAUAUGAGAGGCAGUCCCAUGGGAGUCGGAAACCUGGAGGAGAUGAUCGAUGAUGACCAUGCUAUUGUUUCCAGUGCGACAGGGCCAGAGUACUACGUCUCCAUCAUGUCCUUUGUCGAUAAGGACCUGUUAGAGCCGGGAGCUAGUAUCCUACUUCAUCACAAGUCAGUCUCGGUCGUGGGUGUUCUCACCGACGAUGCCGACCCGCUUGUAUCUGUUAUGAAGCUGGAGAAAGCCCCCACAGAGUCGUACGCAGACAUAGGCGGUCUAGAAUCGCAGAUCCAGGAAGUGAGAGAAGCCGUCGAACUGCCGUUGCUGCAUCCAGAACUUUACGAAGAGAUGGGUAUCAAACCCCCGAAGGGUGUCAUCUUGUACGGUGGUCCGGGUACUGGAAAAACCCUUCUCGCCAAAGCCGUCGCCAACCAAACGAGCGCUACUUUCUUGCGUAUCGUGGGUAGUGAACUUAUUCAAAAGUAUCUCGGUGACGGACCUCGUCUUGUCCGCCAGAUCUUCCAGGUUGCUGCCGAACAUGCCCCAUCAAUCGUCUUUAUUGAUGAGAUCGAUGCAAUUGGUACGAAGCGUUAUGAUUCUACAUCUGGCGGUGAGCGAGAAAUUCAGCGUACUAUGCUUGAACUUCUGAAUCAGCUUGACGGUUUCGACGAUAGAGGUGAUGUUAAAGUCAUCAUGGCCACGAAUAAGAUUGAAUCCUUGGAUCCUGCACUUAUUCGUCCCGGCCGUAUUGACAGAAAGAUUCUCUUUGAGAACCCUGACCAAAACACUAAGAAAAAGAUCUUCACGCUCCAUACUUCCAAGAUGUCCUUAAGCGAAGAUGUUGAACUCGACGAAUUCAUCACCCAGAAGGACGAUCUCUCCGGUGCUGACAUCAAAGCCAUAUGCUCCGAGGCGGGUCUCAUGGCCCUUCGUGAGCGCCGCAUGCGUGUGCAGAUGGCCGAUUUCAGAUCAGCUAGGGAGCGUGUCAUGAAGACCAAGCAAGAGAACGAGCCAGAAGGACUUUACUUGUAG